Auanema sp. JU1783 is the source of this 1098-nucleotide messenger RNA. The record is from the annotation of a GenBank genome assembly. Lineage: Eukaryota; Metazoa; Nematoda; Chromadorea; Rhabditida; Rhabditidae.
AUGAAUAUUCAUACAGCAUAUUUUACUUUAUACAUCGUUGUGCCCAUAGCUGGUAUACUACUGAAUGGAUAUGUGUUAUGGAGAUUAAUACGAAUAGCCAGAAAAAAUUCUGUUCGAUUCGAAACUUCAUCAGCCUUACCGUUGGCUUGUAUGAGUGUGAGCGACACGAUCACCUUAUGGGCUCAAUUAGUUCAAGCAGUUUUUCAUUCAAUUAAUAAAAGUUUUAUGAAUAAUACAAUAUUGGAUAUAAUUUGUAAAAUAGACAUAUAUCUUAUGCACACGACUUCAGCCUUCAGUGUUUGGUCAUGGUUAGCUUUAUCUGUUCUACGUUAUACGGCUGUAUUUCAUCCGAUAAAAUACCGAACCAUCUGGAGACAGCCUCGAAACGCUUUGAAAGCACUCGCUAUAUCAUGCUGCGCUUUUGAAGUCUGGAUUCUAUACCUCGUCGUUUAUUCUGAUGAUGGAAGGAUAUGUACAGAAGAUUCCUCGUUCUCAGAACAUCAUAAGAAAUUAGCCCAUUUGAUGGAUAUUAUUAUGUUUUACGCCAUACCUUCUCUUCUCCGCAUAUUCUUCGAUGGAAUUGUCCUGUUUCAUUGUUAUAAUCCAUUUACGAUGCUUGACACUUCCUUAUAUGAAAGACGUUAUGCCAUAAGUUUACCUAGCAAUUUCCGAAGAGCUUCACGUUCUUCAACAAUGACCGAUGUGGAUACCGUGGAGCUACGAAACAACAUGGCUCUGGUCAUGUCCAUAUCAUCUGUUACGAGCCAGGGACGAACGAAGAAGCGACAAAAGUUUGUGAAAAAGAAAGCAGCGAUGGUGAUGAGGUCGAUAGUGAUAUCAGUACUGAAUCUCGUCUUAAACCUGCCUUCUCACAUCAUGAGAGCAUGGCUGACAAUAGACGAAGAUUCUGGUUCAAAUGAUUUAAUACCAAUAUUGGAACCAAUAUCUCAGAUACUGUAUUUCUCACAAUUCGCUUGUAACGCCUUCUAUCUAUCAACUUCCAUCUAUGAAACUACUGGCACACCAAGGAAUACGGUUAUUGUUAAUAAUGGACGUCAAAUCUCCAGAUGUAUGUCGAACGAAGAAGAUGAUUGUUAA